Molecule: messenger RNA, 1591 nt
Organism: Galdieria sulphuraria
Lineage: Eukaryota; Rhodophyta; Bangiophyceae; Galdieriales; Galdieriaceae
Product: archaeal ATPase
Exons: 2
Source: RefSeq, a predicted model, not a curated record
UCAGAUGGGUCUACCGUUUAUGAAGCCUGAUGAAACCUACAGACACAUUCCUCCCUAUCCAAAGUUUCUAGUUCCGGAGCUACGGAAGACUUUGGACACUCCUUCCGAUCAAUAUCUUUUGGUAGCAUUUGAUGAAGUUGGUGUUCUAGACGAAAGUCUCGACGAAUUUCAUUUCAAGAGAACCCAUGACGGUAGAGUUCGACCUUACAACGACUUUUUCGGUAUCAUUAGUCAAUUGUGCAAAGAACCCGACUUGUUUUUUAUAGUUGUUGGGAAAAGCAAAGGUUUAAUAAAUGAAUUGGCAGACUCAUUAUUGGAAUGUACAGGUGGAGUUCCUGGUUUGUUGACUCGUGCAGUAAAUAUGCUUUUGAAUUAUAUAAUAGCAAGAAACCAGCCUUUCAUAUCGAAAGAAGAAUGUUUGACUUGUAUGAAUGACUACGAUUUCCGAAGAAUUUGUGCUGAACCAUUUGUGGAACGAAUAUUGAAUUUGGACGAAGAUAGAAAAAGUGUUUUUGAUAUACUUUUGAUGAUGGCACUUUAUCGUAUACCGUUUCAAGUAGAUGACAGAUUGACCUCGGAGUCCUUUUUAUAUGAUGCAGUCACUGAAAUGGGACUAUAUCGAUAUCCUAUUGACCAGAAUACUUUUCAAGUCCUAAUUCCGAAAAUAUUUGUUGUAAUCUUCAAGAACGACCCUUCCAUAUCUUCUUUGGAAAAUAUACUUCUUGGAUCACUCGAUGUCGAACCAGUAGAUUGUUUCUUCUAUUCAAAGUGUCGUGUAUUUGAAGGAAUUGUUGCACUACGGCUAGUUUUGAUGUUGUCUUCAAAGAAUCGAAAUGAAUUGAGGGAAUUGUUGUGUCAAUUGUCUCCGAUAUGGAAACAAAUGAAACUUCCAAUCAGUACAAUAUCACCUAUUCACUAUAUCAAGUCUGUUGUUAGUUCUACAGAAACAAGAAAUGAAUCGAACAAGAGUCGAAGAACCUUUGCCAAUACUGAAUGGAAUAAGAUUAUUCGAGACACACUUUAUUUAGAGACCAUUUACAUUCCUUUGGACGCUACUUCUCAUAGUCCUGAUAUUAUAUUCAAAUUACAAUCUCCUGUGGAACCCAAAGUUCUUACUGUUGGAGUUGCAUGUAAAGGACGUUGGAAGUCGGAAGGAAUUGGCUGGUCAGAUAUUAUAGAUGAAGCCAAGAAAUUUUUAGAUCCUGUUCAUGAUCAAGUCUUAUCCAGUGCAAUGGAUUAUCAUCAUUGUAUGCUUAUUAUCGUUAGUACAAAGUUAUCAUUGAAUGCUUCUAAUGAGUUGGGUAAUCAGAGUCGUUGUUACUCCAGUGGAAUGUUUAUUAGAAAUGAUUCGUUCAAAGUACCUGAUAAUUGUGAACUUGUUAUUCUUUGUGAAAGAGAUAUCCAAAUGCUGAUUGACGAAGAAAUAUUGAAUGGACUUGAAAGAGCAUUUCAUGUUUCUCAUAAUCCUACUUUUUGGGAUUUUGGAUUAGAUUUACUUGAUAGAAUCCGUAACAGUUUCUUAAGUUGGCAAUAGAUUCUAACUCAAUCCUUCCCUUUGUUUUGAAGAGCAAAUAAACUUGUUUUUGUAUGU